This is a messenger RNA of Abrus precatorius (Indian licorice), 1032 nucleotides long. RefSeq lists its product as uncharacterized. The record is from RefSeq and is a predicted model, not a curated record. Bases 1 to 1032 code for a protein of 343 amino acids. NCBI's taxonomy places the organism in Eukaryota, Viridiplantae, Streptophyta, Magnoliopsida, Fabales, Fabaceae. The transcript has a single exon.
AUGGAAUGCUUCGGCAAAGUGACUCUUUCAAUCCAUAAUUUAGAACCAGCAGUGGCUAUGCACCAUCUAACAACAGCGUUGAAACCGGGACCCUUCGUUAAUAGCCUCUGCAAAAAACCCCCAGUCGACCUAGACGAGUUAAGGAGCCGGGCUGCGAAAUAUAUGCAAAUGGAGGAACUAUCCGAAUACCAGAGCCAGGUACGGAUGGAACAAGGACCUAACUCAAAAAAUGAAGAAAGAAGGGAGAUCUUUAAAACAAGGCGGGGGAACGACAGAGGAAAGGAACUCGAACGACCACCUCGAGGACCGAAGUAUCCCUCCUACACGACUCUCAACUCUAAUCAGUCUAGAAUACUUGACCAAGCGUUGGCCACAGAGAUAUUGAGAAUGCCUAGACGUGCUAACACCCCUCCUCGGGCGGAUAAAAGCAAGUCUUGCCGGUAUCAUCAGAACAGGGGCCACACUACCGAGGAGUGUGCGGCGCUAAGAGACAAAAUUGAAGAAUUGAUCAAAGAUGGACACCUGAAAAAUUUUGUACAGACAGAUCCCGCAAGGCAAUACAACAAAGGAAGAAACAGCCACCCCGAUUCACCAAAGAGAUCCGAUGCCAAAAACUUUGAACAGCCCAGGAGCAGGUCCAGGGAGCCCCCACCAAGAAGAUAUGAACAAGAUAAAUAUCCGAAGAGGGUCAUUAACACCAUAGCCGGAGGGUUCGCUGGUGGAGGAUCUACCCAUUCGGCUAGGAAGAGGCAUUUUCGAAAUGUCCGUUCUGUGAAUAAUGUUUCAUUGGGCAGCAAGAUCCGAAUCCCGCCUAUUACGUUCACUGACGACGACUUUCAAGGAGUCGACCCAGUACAGGAUGAUCCCAUGGUAAUUAGUGUAGACAUUCUUAACUGCACUGUCCGAAAAACGCUAAUAGACCAAGGGAGCUCGGCUGAUAUCCUAUACUGGAAUACAUUCAAGCAAUUAGGCAUCUCAGAACAAGAACUCAAGGAAUAUCAUGAGCCGUUGGUCGGUUUUUCCGGGAAAUGA